Nicotiana tabacum (common tobacco) is the source of this 1737-nucleotide messenger RNA. Its product is annotated as zinc finger CCCH domain-containing protein 12. Lineage: Eukaryota; Viridiplantae; Streptophyta; Magnoliopsida; Solanales; Solanaceae. The record is from RefSeq and is a predicted model, not a curated record. Gene Ontology annotation, molecular function: metal ion binding; mRNA binding.
UAAAACGGAUGGAGUUACUGGGUAAGCUCCUCUUGCGUCGGUCUUUGAGGAGAUAAGGGGCAAUGACGAGGGGACCCACCACCAUCCCUCCUUUUCCUCUCGUUUUCGACCAGCAAAACACGAUACCCGUAAUCUGAUCUCUGUAAAAUGCAAUUUUAGUCUCCAGAUUUUGUUUCCUUAUCUGAAGUCACUUCAAUUAACUGCUCCUUUCCUUUACAAGAAUCAUUUGGAUAACACUAACUCCAAUUCCCUAAUUUGUGUUCUUUUACUAAAACUUAGGGUUUUGAAUUGACAUUGUAUUUUAGAACGAGGUAGUUAAUCUUCUUUUUUUCUUGUUUAAUUACUUGUUGUACUAUACUUUUUCUUUAUGCAAUUUGAAUUAGGCAUGGUCGCUUGGCGAAAGCUUACAUUGUACUACCGUAGCUAUUCACCAAUUGAAAAAGGGAAUAUGAUCCAAGAUUCAGCUGCCAGUAGUGGUGGUUUUGGCAGUUGGGGUCCUAAUUUUUCCGACCAGGCGGUUUGGGCUACUGAGGAUGAUUAUAGAGCCUGGAACAGUAAUGAAACUUCUUCCAAUUCCCAGAACCGGUCUGGGAGUGAGCCUCCCAACAAGAAAUCUAGGAAUGUGCAAGGUUUAGAUCCCCGCGAUAUUGUUACCAGUAGCUCUAAAGCAAUCGGAAAGAUGUUCUAUAAAACUAAAUUGUGUUGUAAGUUCCGUGCGGGUGUCUGCCCCUACAUUACUAAUUGUAACUUCGCUCAUGGAAUAGAGGAGCUUCGAAAACCACCUCCUAAUUGGCAAGACAUAGUAGCUGCACAUGAAAGUGAGCGGGGAGGAGGAGCAGGAGGAGUACUGGCUGUGGAACCAAGAGAAGAACACCAGAUACCAAUAUUGACUUCUCCUGAUUUGCGCGGGGAGUCUCAAAGGUCCGCUAAAGGGAGGCAUUGCAAGAAGUUCUACACUGAAGAAGGAUGUCCUUAUGGAGAUAGUUGUACUUUCCUUCACGAUGAACAAUCACGAGCUAGAGAAAGUGUUGCUAUAAGUGUGACUCCUACUGUUGGUGGAUUUGGUAAUAAUGCUACUGGAACAACGCUAAAGCCUUCAAACUGGAAGACGAGAAUUUGUAAUAAGUGGGAGACUACUGGUUAUUGCCCAUUUGGCAGCAAGUGUCAUUUUGCUCAUGGUGUGGCAGAACUGAACAGAUUUGGUGGAGGACCUGUUGAAACAGAAGGCAAAGAUUCUCUUUUUGUUCCUCCAGAUUUAAAGCAGGCAGGAAGUUCAUUUAAGACAACGGAAAGUACAGUGCCCUCAACCAUUUCAGCGCUCCACACGGAUGUUUAUCAUCUAGGGCAGGGUGUUCAGGUACAAAGGCCGAGUAGCAUAGUUGAGAGGCCUGGCCAAAGGUUCUUUCAAAAAUGGAAAGGCCCCGAUAAGAUUAGUAAAAUAUAUGGUGACUGGAUUGAUGACAUUGAAUGAAGGAGUCAUCAUAGUUAACUACUAAUCUGUUUACCAAGAUACUGAAUAGCAAAUGUUUGCUUUCAGCCAAUAGGCAUCCAGAGGAAUUUGACCAAGUUUUUCUUUUCUUCCUUUAAACCUAAUUUAGGACAUGCCUAAUCAUGUUGUUUUAGAGCUACAAGCUAGAUUACUGCUUGUGAGCCAAUGUGUAAUCUCUGCCAUGUACUAUAGUCAACUUGUUUGUAAGAAUAAGGACUACGAUCUCUAUAUUUUUUUUUUGAGAUUUU